Funneliformis mosseae is the source of this 369-nucleotide messenger RNA. NCBI's taxonomy places the organism in Eukaryota, Fungi, Glomeromycota, Glomeromycetes, Glomerales, Glomeraceae. The record is from the annotation of a GenBank genome assembly.
AUGAAUGCAUUAGCUUGGAGAGGUUUAGCGGGGUCACUUCUUGUUGCCAAGAUGUUAUUUAAUCAUGACGAUAGAUGGAUACAUUUGAAAACGCGAGGGUGGAGAUGUGUUUACAAAAAGUUAAUUAUAGAAUUUGAAAAGGUCCUUUCAAUAAUGAGGACGCACACCGUUUUCAUGGGAAGUCCCAAAAAGAAUGAAAGUAAAGUUUUUUCUUCCUUGGCUAAAUGUGGUGCGAAAUCUCCACGUUGUGGCAGAGAUUUACAAAAGCUUGUUACGAGUCUUGUGAAUUUUGUCGUUAAGGGUUAUUUGUUAAUACCCGUACUUGUUUCGUUACUGGUUCAUGAAUGUUCGUGUGGCAUCAUUAAGUAG